AUGUUCCUAAUUUUAGAAUCAACUGUCCUGGAUGAGGUCCAGUUGGUUGUGCCAUUGGAUGAUGUGCCGGAUGUACCUCUGCUGCCAGCCAUCCUUGAGGAGGUGCCAGAUGUGCCGACUAUCCUUGAGGAGGCCACUGGUAAUUGGCAGUUGAUACCGAUUAGGUUUAGCUCCCUGUACUGUGGGCCUGUUGUGAUCAGGAACAAUGCCGGUCCGGUGGCUAAAGCUUGGAGAACUUUCCAGUUCAUCAGCCCCAUUAUCACCUACAUGCGUGGGGGAUCCCAGCAGGUGGUGGUGAGGAUGCACCAUGCGAGUAGGGUUCGAGGCCUGGAGACUCAACUGGUGUGGGCCAUCUCCAAGGAGACACACAGACUUAGUCCAGAGGGCAUCCCCUACUGUGCCACCAAGGUGCAGUCCAUCUCUUGGAUCCAGUAUGUGGCUGGCAGGGUGACCCAGUAUGCGUCUCACCUCCGCCACGAGACGUCUGUGGCCGUGACGCAUGGCUGCUACCAGCAAACUGAUGUCUCGGUGGUGUACGCCACUCUCCACAUGGGGCUGGAUGGGCUGCUCUCCUCCUCGGCGUGGUCGGAGGCUGCCUCCGUCUCUACGCCCACCACUCAGCAGUUCACUGAGCCAGAGCCUGAGGGCCACAACUGCUAUGAGGGCUGGGAGGAGGACCUGCUGCCUGAGGAGAGGGAGGUUCCUCUGCUAAACCUCUACCUUACAACCAAGAGAGUGGAGGACAUCGGCCUGAGGCUCGUCUCCCUGCGCCAGGCCUUUACUACCCUGCUCGGUUCCACCCUGAGUAGGAACCAUCUGUUUGUGGCGGGAAAGGUCCUACUGGGCGCACUGGUUCAGGUCCACCAGAUGGACGAGGCCGAAUUCAUCCGUGCCUAUAACGACUUUGUGGACUACCUGAGUGACCCCUCCAAGCAGAUUGAUAUUGAGAGGGAGCUGGCUGAGGCAAAUAUCCAUCAUGUUAACCUGAUAGAUGUCCUUUUUGAGCUGGUGCUGUUUGGGAUGAUGACAGCUCAGAAAUCCCUGAUGGUGCAACCUGGUGGGUUCAUGGAGCGUCUGUACGCUCUCCUGUACUCCUUCCUGCCCACUGUUGCCAGCAUUGAGCCAAAGGCUGAGAGAUACCUGUUGCUGCUCAAUGGCGGGCUGAUGGCUCUGCUAGAUGACAUGUUUGGGCAGCAGCUGGCCUGGUAUUUUAACCGAGAGUCUCUGGUCACUGAGCUCUCCAGCCUCCUCGAGUACCACCUCGAGUACCUCAUGGCCAGCAUGUAGUCCUACUGCAGAGACC
Molecule: messenger RNA, 1303 nt
Organism: Coregonus clupeaformis (lake whitefish)
Lineage: Eukaryota; Metazoa; Chordata; Actinopteri; Salmoniformes; Salmonidae
Exons: 13
Coding region: 1-1287 (428 amino acids)
Biological process (GO): mitochondrial fusion
Source: RefSeq, a predicted model, not a curated record